UUUCUCUCAGUGCUUAGCGCAACACGGUCCGAGGCGGAGCGCAGCUCGACUCGCCGAUAAAGACGUAAACAAACGAGUCGCGCCUCGUUCUUACGAGGAAUAAUCAUAAUUAUCAAGGGUGUACGGUAAUAACAACUCGGUACACGGUCGGAUGACAAAGAUAAGAAAAAAAUACACGCGUAUACGUGUGAUGACAACUUGAAUUGCGUCGCUUGGACUGAUCGAAUUAAUCGGAGUGCCGCCUUAAAGCUUUUCGGGGUGGAAUUCCGCCCGGAGGAUACGAUGCGGAUUAAUUGAGCAACUUUUCUUUUCUUGUCUGUAAACGCGGAGUGAGUUUAAACGGAAUCGGGAUAUUCGUUCGCUAGUGUGGAGUGUGCGUUACCAAAAAGUUGCAUGAAGCAUGUCGCCCUCCCAGGAAUCGCCCUCGAAUCUCUCAUCGAUUAAACGCCGCUGAUCGAGGUUGCCGUUCGCCGUGCAGGGGUUCGAAGAAGACGGACAACGCUUUAACGCCAUGGAAGGAACGGUUCGCCUGUUGGUUCUGCUGCAGUUUCUCGUCUCAGCGAUGACUGCCGAGGACUUUCGACACAUAGCCUACGAAGAUCUCGCUGACAGCAAUCUAUUCCAGAUGAAUGGCGUUACCUCUUUUUCUCAGCUACUAUUCGACGUCGCGAGGCAGCAGGUCUUCGUCGGUGCUCGGGACAACUUGUUUCGACUAACGCUCAGCCCACUCACUGUCCUCGAGCACGCGCCCUGGACAGCGCCACCGGAGAAGGCAACCGUGUGUCAGGACAAGGGACAGAGCGCCGACGACUGCCACAACUACAUCAAGGUGGUACUUAGCAACGGGAAAAGCCUCUUUGCCUGUGGUACCAACGCCUUCAGUCCCCAAUGCACGUGGAGAGAGAUCGAGAAUAUAAACAGUGUUACAACGUGGAUGGCGGGCGUUGCGAUGUGCCCUUAUUCUCCUCACGCCAAUGUCACAGCCUUGCUCGCCAUGGGACCAUCCGGAGGUCUGUUCGCCGGGGCACCGACCGAUUUCGCGGGGGCUCAUCCGGCCAUCUACAGAACUCUGGCUACUCCGAUUCUGAGGACACAUCAAUACGAUCCAAGAUGGCUCAACGACCCACAGUUCGUUGGCAGCUUCGAGACCGAGGACCACGUCUAUUUUCUAUUCAGGGAAUCUGCAGUGGAGUACAUGAAUUGCGGAAAGAAAAUCUACUCGAGGAUAGCCAGGGUGUGCAAAAAUGAUCCUGGGGGUCAGACAAUGAUGCAGGAUAUCUGGACGACCUUUAGCAAGGCCAGAUUGAACUGUUCCUUGCCAGGAGAAUUUCCGUUCUACUACGACGAGAUACAGGGUGCGGCUUACCAGCCUGAGGAAGGCAUUGUCUACGCCACAUUUACAACGCCAAGCAACAGCAUCCCUGGCUCCGCCAUUUGUGCCUUCAAUAUGUCCGCCAUCAGCGCCUCGUUCAACGGGCCCUACAAACAUCAAGAGAACUCUGGUUCUGCAUGGGAACGCAGACCGGUCGCACAUCGCAACAGACAACACUGCGGCAUUCCGACAACCAACGCGGCCAACCAACUUCUUGACACUCAGCGGUACCAGCUCAUGGACGACGCUGUUCAGGGCGCCACUUUGGAACCGCUCCAUACGACGACCAUGGAAAGAUUCACGCACAUUGCCGUCGAUGCUACUCCGACCAAGGUUCACCGGACCGUGACGGUUCUCUAUGUCGCCACGACGGAGGGGCUCGUCAAGAAGAUCUCCGUUCUACCGAGGACCCAGGAAACCUGCGUCCUCGAGGUUUGGGGCCCACUGCCAUCCUCCGUAAGGACCUUACAGUUCCUGAAGGACACUCAGAGCCUCUACGUGGGAAUGGAGAACGGUCUUCUGAGGAUACCAGCCGCUCAGUGUCAUCGGCAUCGUGGCCGUCAGGCCUGCCUGAAUUCCCAGGAACCAUACUGCGGCUGGAACGACAUGACGCAAAAGUGCGCUGCCAUACCGUCGCAUGCUUAUCUCGACACUCACUGGUCCCAGCAAGCCACGCACUGUCCAGUAUUGACAGACCCGGUUGACGGAGGAUGGAGCUCAUGGAGCGCAUGGGCACCGUGCCAACACGGAACCGCGGUACAAAUGCCGCAUUCUCACCACGGCCACAAUUACGAAGACACUAGGGAGAGCACCGAUAUGUGCCAGUGUCAGACGAGAGAGUGCAAUAACCCUCCACCAAAACAUGGUGGUGCGGGUUGCGUGGGAACGAAGGUGAGGGUGUCCAACUGCACGGUGCACGGCGAAUGGACGGCAUGGUCAGCUUGGUCAGAGUGCUCUCAAACUUGCGGUUUUGCAAUGAAGACGCGUCGCAGGACUUGCGGCAAUCCCGCGCCUGCAUUCGGCGGCAGAGUUUGCGUCGGAUACGAUCACACCGAGAGCGUCUGCCUCGAAUUACCACCCUGUCCAACACCCGCCAAGGCUGCGCCGCCUCCCAAAAAUGGACAGUGGUCACAGUGGUCACCUUGGGACAAGUGCUCGAGGCCUUGCGGGGGAGGAAUUCGUACGAGAAGGCGAACGUGUGAUAAUCCUUUGCCAAGUGACGGUGGCGCGGAAUGUCCAGGCUGCGGUUUCCAGAUCGAGGACUGUAACACGCAUCAAUGCGAGGACGAGAAACGAUCCUCUGCAAUGACGCCGUGGCUUCCGGUAAACUCUACCGUGUCAGCUAUCGGUUACACGGAAAAACGUUACCGCUUUAGCUGUCGGGUUCAGACCAAAGACCCGUCUGGACUUCGUAUCCAAAUGUCGAAAGAGGAACGAUACUGCAACUCUGAUGGAUCAUGCCUGAAGGCCAUGGGCGCUGGGCCGAGCGAACCUUCGGAGGAUGGCUGGGGAGAAUGGUCAUCCUGGACUACCUGUACACGAACAUGCGGGAAGGGCAUUCAGCACAGGAUAAGGCAAUGCGAGUCGCCACUCUGCGAGAACGCGGAAGCAGAUUCGAGUGAGAGUUCAAAGCAGUCAAGGUUCUGCAACAUUCAACCAUGCCGAGAGAGCAGCGGUGCAGGGCAAUGGUCCUGCUGGACGGACUGGUCCGAGUGUUCGGUAUCUUGCGGUAUCGGAGUUCGAUGGCGGACGAGGAAGUGCUUGACAAGCUUUGGUAACGAUGACGAGGACGAGGAUUUGGACGAUGACGAAGACGAAGACGCGGAAAACGGCUGCGAGGGGCCCUCGACUGCAAGGGAAACCUGCGAGAUGCCGAGCUGCGAAUAUCUUCGUGGUUGGGAUCAGUGGAGUUCUUGGACUCCUUGCAAUUCGGAGGGGCAACAACACCGGAAACGCCAUUGUCUCCAGGAACCUUGCGCUUUUGAACGCGCCCAUGAAACCAGAGUCUGUCCUGUCGACUGGAUGGACAAUGACAUCUCUAACGCCCUGCCGCGAAGCGUCGAUGUUGCUGGUAUAUCGGUCGGAGCCGUGGUCGGAGGGUGCAUCAGUGGUUUCGUGAUUGGAAUACUGUUGGCCGGAGCUCUAUGCUUCGUUUACCAAAAACGCCGGCAGCCGCGAGUUCCGGGAAGCCCGCAUUACAUCAGCAAGCAGAAUCCGUACGUUACGGUGCCCCUGAAGGAGGUGAACACCAAACGCCAGCCAAGUUUUUCUGGAAGCACAAACGGCAACGGAACGCUUCGCACCAAGAACAAUCCCAACGUUAACGGAGGACUGGGAAGUCCGAAGUUGUACCCGAAGAGCUUGGACUACGAGUCCGCAACCCUGAAGAGGAACAGUCAUGGACAACCGCACAUAAGGGCCGACCUGGACCAAGACAAGUAUUACUGAGAUUCGAGAAAUUGCCGCGCAAGUAACGAGCGGCAGUAUGACACUUGAGGAACGAGGAUCAAGAAUGCACUUGCGGUUAAUUGGGUGCAAAAUGACGCAUGGCGUUUCGGCAAUUAUCCAACGCGGAAAUGGGUCAACGGAAAGUCCGUAUGAGGAUGCGGAAGCCUGACCUAGUUGGACGGAGAUAAUGUCUCAAACGUAAUUAGCCGAAUAUUUGUUCAAUGAUCGAGGAACGAGACAAGGAUCGUUUUGCCCUGCGAUGACAAAUCUAUGCAUGUGUAACGAGCGUGGGCUUCGAUUUUUAAAAAAGUUUAUUCUAUAGUGUUAACAGAUAUUCCCGGUUUUUUUUUUGUCCUUCCCCGUUAUUUUUGUUUUUAUUAUUAUAUUAUAUAGCAGAUUUUACAAAUGAACGUUUUUAUUUUUUCAUUAUAUACAGUUUUUGUUCUUUUCUUCCGUUCGCGUAAUUCCGAACCAAUUUCCUUUUGUUUCAUUUUAGUCCAUGUUAAUUUCUGUGUUUACUUACAUUUCGUUACACCUGAUGUCAUUUAAUUUUUCAUUAUUUAAAACAUGGUUGAAUCGCAUAUUUGCUUAUAGGCUUAGGUUAUAGACGGACAUAUUUUAAUGACUAACGGCUGAAUACGGUCUCCAUGGCGAAAUAUGCUUCAUAUUUUAUUCAAAGUAUUUUAAUUCAAGGUCUUACACUAAUCUUCCCCAUGAUCGAGAAAUGUUCUUAUUCACAUUUGAAUAUCCGUUACGAGGUAUUAGUUAGGAAUAAUAAGUGCCUUAUUAACAGUAGCAUUUUAAUUAUUUGUUUAAUAUAAAAUAUUAUCGUUAAUUAAUGUAAUACUUUAAACUAGUGAUUAAAAAGAAAAUCAACAGUUGCUCAAUAAUGCAAGAACGUCAAUUAAUAAGUAUAGUGGAAUUCAAUGAGUGAAAUAAGAAAAAGUAAUUAAAAAAAAACUUUCGAAACUAAAAGGAUCAUUGCACGCUAUUGAGAUAUAAUUGUUCUUUCAAAUAAUUCAUUUGACCAAGCAUAAGGAGUAUGUGAUCGAUUUUAAGUAUUCCCGGUGUCUUGUCUUUGCAUUAGUUCCGAAAUCGUAUUUCGGGCAGCUGGGAAUUCAAUUCUAACUGCCAAUUGAUUUAACUUUUUUUCAUGUGAAUACGAAUCUAUUCUAAAAAAUAAGAUGAUAGAUAUUUUAACGAAAGCACAGAGAAAACAAAAACUACAAAGCAAGUAAAUCAAGUUAAUUGAAACAAAUUAGAUUGAAAAAAUUCAACAAGGUGGAGAA
Messenger RNA from Neodiprion virginianus, 5109 nucleotides. RefSeq names its product semaphorin-5B (gene Sema5c). Gene Ontology annotation, molecular function: chemorepellent activity; semaphorin receptor binding. Bases 512 to 3820 code for a protein of 1102 amino acids. The record is from RefSeq and is a predicted model, not a curated record. Gene Ontology annotation, biological process: negative regulation of axon extension involved in axon guidance; positive regulation of cell migration; neural crest cell migration. Lineage: Eukaryota; Metazoa; Arthropoda; Insecta; Hymenoptera; Diprionidae. The transcript has 16 exons.